Molecule: messenger RNA, 11877 nt
Organism: Lampris incognitus (smalleye Pacific opah)
Lineage: Eukaryota; Metazoa; Chordata; Actinopteri; Lampriformes; Lampridae
Gene: dnah12
Product: dynein, axonemal, heavy chain 12
Exons: 73
Coding region: 1-11877 (3958 amino acids)
Biological process (GO): microtubule-based movement
Cellular component (GO): dynein complex
Molecular function (GO): ATP hydrolysis activity; dynein intermediate chain binding; minus-end-directed microtubule motor activity
Source: RefSeq, a predicted model, not a curated record
AUGGAUGGCAUGAGAAAAUUUCCAGUUUUGCCCCCAAUCCAAAGCACCCAGCAAGGAAUCAUUGGACAAAGGACAGUAGCGGAUGAAGAGAGGGUGGCUGUAAAGGAGAAGCUUCUGAGGCACAGAAGGAGUAAACAUCAACAAGAGCGUCUCCAUAAAAUAAUGAUUUCUAAUGCAGUGGAGGCCUACAGAAAGAAUAAAGACAGGGGAGCUUUUGCCCCACACCCACCAGAGCCACAAUUUCCACCCUCAAUGUAUAGUGAGGACCGCAAGCGAAUGAUGAACUACAUGUUCCUCAAGAAGUGUGUGGAGAGCAGUCCAGUUGUGCCCAUCCAGAAGCAAUGCCUGGAUGCCAUGCUGACCCGUGUUCCUGUGCAGCUUAGAGAGGGUGCUGGGCAAGAUGAGCUGUUACAAGAGCUUUGUAAGGAGGUCAGCAAUGACUUCCUCAAUGGAAUGAUUAGGCACACAGUGAACACUGUACUACUGAAGCCACAGAUGAAAGGAACUGUUGUUGAAAAUCCAAAAGUAAUCCCACCAAGAGUUCUUGAUUUCUCCCGGCCCUGGCACAAUAGUUUUAUAAGGAGCCGUAAGGAAAUAAACAACAAUUUACACAUUCUUCAUCCAGUUAUGCAAGCAGUCUUGGAUAUUGGCUGCAUUACAUUUUCUCCACUGCUCCUGGUUGACCUUUCAGGUUGCAGGGCUUCAGGGGCUGUGGACUGUGAUAGUUUAAAGAACAAAGUGGCUGUGGAGUGCAAGAGGAAAGAAGAGAAAAUUAUGAAUACCUGGUUCCCCAAAAUCAUCCAGCUGCUGACCAGUAAAGAGAUUUUGAAGGGAAUUAGAGCUGAGAAACGAGAUUCCUUCUACAACUGUGUGUCCACCUUAAUCUCCAAUCAGUUGAAAUCUCUGCUCAAAAGAAAUGUGGAAGAAUUUGUCAGCCUGUUUGAUCCAUGCAAUGUCCAUCUUUUGCCACUCUUCUGUAUGGACCUGACAUGUGAUAAUGGGAGGAUGGAGUUUUAUCCCAGCUUUCAAGAUCUUGAAAAGACCAUUUUGGACAUUUUGAGUGUCAUUACAAAUACAUUGCAGAACGUACAAACCGUCCAGUCAUGGUUGGCAGAAGCGGCUGUGUCAUUUGUUGAUGCCAAACUGGUCGACCAUGUCCUUUCCUGGGCUCAGACAACUGUCAAGGAUGCUGUGCACAAGAACCUAGAGGAGCCUGAUAAAUAUUUCCAAAAAUAUGUUUACAACUAUAACUGGCUUGUAAAUGGAACAGCACAGGCUCAAGUGGAGAAGUUUCUAAAGGAAGAACACUCCUUUGAUGAGUAUACUGAGGAAGUUGAGAAGUUCCGCGUGCUCUCAAAAGAGAUCAUCAGUCUCCCAGCAAAUGGCCAUUUUACCAUGGUCCAUUUGUACUGCGAGGAGCUGAAACAAGGGUUGGCCAACAAAGCCAAGGGCUUUGCUCAAGUAAUUUUGGAGAGAUUGAUCACCAACCACCGUGAGCACAAUCUUCAUAUCUGUCGUGAGUUUGAGACCAUCCAAGAGAGAGCACUCAAGGUCCCAGAAAACACAGAGGACAUGACUGAGAUGAUUGCUUACAUAACUUACACCAAGACAGAGGGUAUUGCAGUGCUACAUGAAAAGAUAGUGGAAGCCCAGUGCAGACUGAACUAUCUCAUGGAUGUCUAUAUAUUUGAACCAGAAGACCUGGAAUUGAAUUCCACUGUCUUUCUAUGGCCACGAAAUAUCCUUCCUGUCUUUGAACUCAAUGACAAGGUGAUGGAGAAGGCCAAGCAGAGAGGGGAGCAGGAACUGGUGAGCAGACGGGAGAAGUUAAUAAUGGAGCUGGAGAAGCUGGGUCGUAGGAUAGAAGAAUUUACAGGAUACUCUGAGCUGGAAAUGAUGCUGCAGUACAUGGCAGAUGUAAGAACAGUUCAGAAAAGGCUACAGGAUGCUGAGGAGGCCAUUGCAUUUAUCAACAAAGAGGAGGCCCUCUACAAAUGGGACCAUACCUGUUAUCCUGAGAUUGAAGUUAUCAAAGAGAGCAUUGAACCUUACCAGAGGCUAUUUGGAAUCAUGCUGAGAUGGCAGCGCACUGAGAAGAGAUGGAUGGAUGGUUCCUUCUUAGAGCUAAAUGGAGAGAGCAUGGAAGUAGAGGUGGAUGAGUUCUUCAGGGAGAUCUACAAGAUGCUUAAGUUCUUCCAGCAGAAGCAAAAUAAAGCUCAACAGGAAAAGCAGAGGAUGGCUGGGGGCACUAAGAAAAGGCCUGGAGAGGAGGAUCCAAGCAAGCUGGAGAGUCCUACCACACUUAUGUGUUCCACGGUAUUGGAGCAGAUCAAAGAAUUUAAGGAACAUAUCCCUAUGGUGUCCAUCCUGUGCAAUCCAGGUAUCAGACCUCGCCACUGGGAGCAGAUGUCACAGAUAGUGGAGUUUGAUCUCACUCCAGAUUCUUGCACCACAUUGCGCAAAGUUCUCAAACAAAACCUGUCUCCUUACCUGGAACAUUUUGAGUCCAUCAGUGCUGCUGCGAGUAAAGAGUUCUCCUUGGAGAAGGCUAUGCAAGCCAUGGUGGAGAUUUGGGAUGGCAUCUCCUUCAACCACAACCCCUACAGAGAGACAGGGGUGUCCAUUUUAACAGCCGUAGAUGAAAUUCAGACCAUGUUGGAUGAUCAGAUCAUCAAGACCCAGACAAUGAGGGGCUCACCCUUCAUUAAGCCCUUUGAGAAUGAGAUCAAGCUAUGGGAGGAGCGUCUGAUCCAUAUCCAGGAAACCACAGAUGAAUGGCUGAAGGUGCAGGCCCAGUGGCUCUACCUGGAACCCAUAUUCUCCUCUGAGGACAUCAUGCAGCAGAUGCCUGAGGAGGGAUGCCUCUUUCAAACAGUUGACAAAAUCUGGAAAGAGGUUAUGAGGCACUGUGUGAAGGACCCCAAGAUUCUACCAGCAACCUCACUGCCUGGCUUACUUGAACAACUCCAAGAUUCCAACAGCCUUCUGGAUAACAUCAUGAAGGGACUGAAUGCCUAUCUGGAAAAAAAACGACUCUUCUUUCCUCGGUUCUUCUUCUUGUCCAAUGAUGAAAUGUUAGAGAUUCUGUCAGAGACCAAGGACCCACUCCGUGUACAGCCCCAUCUAAAGAAGUGCUUUGAAGGUAUCUCCAAACUGGAUUUCCUUCCCAAUAUGGAUAUCCAGGCAAUGUACAGUAGCGAAGGGGAGCGUGUUCAGCUCAUCCAGCUUAUCUCCACCUCAGAGGCCAGAGGAGCUGUGGAAAAGUGGCUGCUGCAGGUGGAGGAUGUAAUGCUUCGUAGUGUCAGAGAUGCAGUGGCCCGCUCUAGAGUGGCCUAUGCUGAGACCCCUCGUAGCCAGUGGGUGAAGGAGUGGCCGGGGCAGGUGGUGCUCUGUACAUCUCAACUUUUCUGGACUUUGGAAGUGCAUGAAGCCAUCAGAGGAGGUGCAAAUGGUUUAAAGAAUUACUAUCAGCAACUGCAGAAUCAGCUAAAUGAUAUUGUGGAGCUGGUGAGAGGCAAGCUGCCAAAACAAACCCGGGUCACACUUGGAGCACUGGUCACCAUUGACGUCCAUGCCAGAGAUGUGGUCAUGGAGUUAAUUGAGAAGGGUGUAUCACAUGAAACAGAUUUCCAGUGGCUAGCCCAGCUCCGUUACUACUGGAACAAUGAAAAUGUCCGUGUUCGCAUCAUUAAUUGUGAUGUCAAGUACGCUUAUGAGUACCUUGGGAAUUCACCCAGACUGGUCAUCACCCCACUAACUGACAGAUGCUACCGAACCUUGAUUGGUGCAUUCUACCUGAGUUUGGGGGGAGCACCUGAGGGUCCAGCUGGAACAGGCAAGACAGAGACCACCAAAGAUCUGGCCAAAGCUCUGGCUGUGCAAUGUGUGGUCUUUAACUGUUCUGAUGGACUGGAUUACCUUGCCAUGGGGAAGUUUUUCAAAGGUCUGGCGUCAUCUGGUGCAUGGGCAUGUUUUGACGAGUUUAACCGUAUCGAGCUGGAGGUGCUGUCGGUCGUGGCUCAACAGGUGCUCUGUAUCCAGAGGGCCAUUGAGCAGAAGUUGGAGUACUUUGACUUUGAAGGGACCAUGCUCAAACUCAAUCCCAACUGCUUUGUGUCCAUCACAAUGAACCCUGGCUAUGCUGGACGAUCAGAACUCCCAGACAAUCUUAAGGUAUUGUUCAGAACAGUAGCCAUGAUGGUCCCCAACUAUGCUCUGAUAGCAGAGAUCUCUCUGUAUUCCUAUGGCUUCCUAAAUGCCAAACCCCUGUCAGUGAAGAUUGUGAUGACCUACAGGCUCUGUUCAGAACAGCUUUCCUCCCAGUUCCAUUAUGAUUAUGGCAUGAGGGCUGUCAAAGCUGUACUUGUGGCUGCAGGAAAUCUCAAGCUCAAGUUCCCUGAUGAGAAUGAAGAUAUUCUGCUUUUAAGGUCUAUCAAGGAUGUAAAUGAACCCAAGUUCCUCUCCCAUGACAUUCCACUGUUCAGUGGAAUCACCAGCGAUCUUUUCCCAGGCAUCUCCCUUCCUGAGGCUGACUAUCAGUUAUUUUUGGAGGCUACUGUGGAGUGCUGUAAGAAUCAUAAUGUACAGCCGACACAGGUUUUCCUAGAAAAGUUGACCCAGACAUAUGAGAUGAUGAUAGUCAGACAUGGGUUCAUGCUGGUGGGAGAGCCCUUUGCUGGGAAGACCAAAGUGCUACAUGUCUUGGCUGACACUUUGACUCUAAUGAAUGAGAAAGGAUACAAUGAGGAGGAGAAGGUCAUCUACAGGACAGUAAAUCCCAAGUCCAUCACGAUGGGACAGCUCUUUGGACAGUUUGAUCCAGUCUCCCAUGAGUGGGCAGAUGGGAUUGUGGCCAACACAUUUCGCGAGUUUGCAUCAGCUGACACACCAGAUCGCAAAUGGGUGGUGUUUGAUGGCCCUAUAGACACACUGUGGAUUGAGAGCAUGAACACUGUGCUGGAUGACAACAAAAAGCUGUGCCUGAUGAGUGGCGAGAUCAUCCAGAUGUCCAAUCAGAUGAGUCUGAUUUUUGAAGCAAUGGACUUGUCACAAGCCUCUCCUGCCACAGUGAGUCGAUGUGGUAUGAUCUACAUGGAGCCCUCUCAGCUGGGCUGGGAACCCUUGGUGACCUCCUGGAUGAAUACUCUUCCAGAAGCCCUGCAGAGCCCAGAAAAUAGCUCCCUGUUGCUGGAGCUCUUCUACUGGCUCCUUCCACCUGCCCUCAGGGUGCUGCGUAAACACUGCAGGGAAGUUGUUUCCACAACUAACAGCAAUACGGUUGUGUCCCUGUGUCGAUUGUUUGACAUGCUGCUCACUGAGUAUGUGAAGGAGGACCCUGGAAACAAAAAUAUACGCAGUUGGAUCAUGGCAGCAUUUGCAUUCUCCCUGGUGUGGUCUGUGGGAGGCUGCUGUGAUUCUGACAGUAGAGAGAGGUUUGACAAGUUCAUCAGGGAGAUUGUUUCAGGGAGGGCUGACAAUCUUCCCAUUCCUGCCUCCGUGGGGAAAUGGGAGUGUCCCAUGGAUGAAAAAGGCCUGGUGUAUGACUAUUUAUAUGAGUUCAAAGGUAAAGGCCGCUGGCUCCACUGGAAUGAAGCCAUCAAGAAUGUCAGCCUGGGGGACAAAAAAACCAAAGUCCAAGACAUUAUUGUCCCCACCAUAGACACAGUCCGAUACACCUACCUGAUGGACCUGUGCAUCAACAGUGGCGUGCCUAUAUUGUUUGUGGGUCCUACUGGCACUGGAAAAUCAGUGUAUGUUAAGGAGAAGCUGAUGAACAACCUGGACAAAGACCGCUACUUGCCCUUCUUCAUCAAUUUCUCAGCCCGCACUAGUGCCAACCAGACACAGAAUAUUGUCUUGUCCAGACUGGAUAAGAGAAGAAAGGGAGUGUUUGGGCCUCCCAUGGGGAAGAAGUGUGUGAUCUUUGCAGAUGACAUGAACAUGCCUGCACUGGAGCAAUUUGGAGCCCAGCCUCCUAUUGAGCUCCUACGACAAUAUGUUGACCAUGGAAACUGGUAUGACCUGAGGGAUACCUCUAAGAUCUCGCUCAUAGACCUGCAGCUCAUUUCAGCUAUGGGGCCCCCUGGUGGUGGGAGGAAUGCUGUGACACCUCGCUUCCUGCGCCACUUCAAUAUUUGCAGUAUCAAUGCUUUUAGCGAUGACACCAUGGUGCGCAUCUUCUCCAAUGUGGUGGCAUUCUACCUCAAAAACUAUGAUUUCCCUCCCGAAUACUUGACUGUGGGCAAUCAAAUAGUGUCUGCUACUAUGGAAGUGUACAAGAAAGCCACGGAGAACUUGCUACCAACCCCAGCCAAGUCCCACUACACUUUCAACCUGCGAGACUUCUCCCGUGUCAUACAAGGCUGCCUGCUCCUGAGAAAGGAGUCACUCGAGAACAAACGUACCAUGAUCCGCCUGUUUGUGCAUGAAGUGUUCCGUGUCUAUUAUGACCGCCUUGUGGAUGACAAAGACCAAGCAUGGCUCUACCAGCUUGUGAAUGACAUCCUCAAAGACCACUUUAGGGAAUCCUUUGACAAGGUUUUUGACCACCUGAAAAAAGGCAAAAAACUGGUAGAAGAAGACAUGCGAAGCCUUCUGUUUGGAGACUACAUGAACCCUGACCUAGAUGAUGAUGAGCGCUUGUAUGCUGAGGUGCCUUCUUUGGAGAGCUUUGGUGAGGUGGUGGAGUUAUGUCUAGAUGAAUACAACCAAACACACAAGAAUCGCAUGAACCUUGUCAUCUUCCGCUAUGUUCUGGAACACCUUUCUCGUAUCAGCCGUGUGCUAAAGCAGCCAGGGGGUAACGCCCUGCUGGUGGGAGUGGGGGGAAGUGGACGCCAGUCAAUCACCCGCCUUGCUGCAUUCAUGGCUCGUAUGACUAUGUUCCAGCCAGAGAUCUCUAAGAGCUAUGACAUGAAUGAUUGGAGGGACGACCUCAAGCUGCUGCUGAAGAAUGCUGGAGUAAAAGGUCAGAAGACAGUCUUCUUGCUUACAGAUGCUCAAAUAAAAGAGGAGGCUUUUCUGGAAGAUGUGGACAAUCUCCUGAAUACAGGAGAGGUACCUAACCUCUUUGCUGUAGAUGAAAAGCAAGAGAUUAUGGAGGCUGUUCGUCCCAUUGCCCAGGCUGGUAAUAAGAGUUUGGAGUUAAGCCCGCUGGCUCUUUUUGCCUUCUUUGUGACACACUGUAGAGAGAACUUGCACAUUGUGGUGGCUUUCAGUCCCAUUGGAGAUGCCUUUCGAAAUCGCCUGCGCCAGUUCCCAUCACUUAUCAAUUGCUGCACCAUUGACUGGUUCCAGCCUUGGCCAGAGGAGGCUCUUGAGCGGGUGGCCAACUCUUUCCUGGAGACACUAGAGAUGAGUGAGCAGGAGAGGCAGGAAGUCAUCCCCAUCUGCAAGACAUUCCACACAUCCGCAAUACAGCUCUCACAGAAAUUCCUAUUUGAUCUGGGUCGCCAUAACUAUGUGACGCCCACCUCCUACCUGGAGCUGAUUGCUGCAUUCCGUCUGCUCCUCACCCAGAAAAGAGACACUGUCAUGAGGGCUAAGAAGAGGUACACCAAUGGUCUUGAUAAACUAGCCUUUGCUGAGUCUCAGGUGGGUGAGAUGAAGAAGGAACUGGUGGACCUGCAGCCCAAGUUGGAACAGGCAAAGAUAGACAACACCAAAAUGAUGAAGGUGAUUGAGGUGGAGUCUGUGGAGGUGGAAGCCAAAAGUAAGGUUGUGAGAGUGGAUGAGGAGGCAGCAACUAUAAAAGCCAGUGAGGCUCAGGCUCUGAAGGAUGAGUGUGAAAGUGACUUAGCUAAGGCCAUACCUGCCCUGGAGGCUGCUCUUUCAGCUUUGGAUACUCUCAAGCCAGCUGAUGUGACAAUUGUGAAGUCAAUGAAGAAUCCUCCAUCAGGGGUGAAGCUAGUGAUGGCAGCUGUGUGUGUGAUGAAGGCGAUUAAGCCAGAUAAAAUUGCUGAUCCAGCUGGUACUGGACAGAAGAUUUUUGACUAUUGGGGUCCAAGCAAGAAGCUACUGGGUGAUAUGAACUUCUUACGGGACUUGAGAGAAUACGACAAGGACAAUAUUCCAGUCCCUGUGAUGCAAAAAAUCCGUAGUGAGUACAUGACCAAUCCCGACUUUGACCCCAGCAAAGUUGCCAAGGCCUCUUCUGCAGCUGAGGGCCUCUGCAAGUGGAUCCAAGCCAUGGAGGUCUAUGACAGGGUUGCCAAGGUGGUGGCUCCUAAGAAGGCCAGCCUUGCAGAGGCACAGCAGUCUUUAGCGACUACAAUGGCCCUACUGGACCAGAAGAGAGCUGAGCUAAGAGAUGUAGAAGACCGUUUGGCUGCGCUUCAGAAGACUUUUGAGGAAAAGACAGAGGAGAAGGCCCAGCUAGAGUUCCAGGUAGACCUUUGUGCCCGAAAGCUGGAAAGGGCUGAGAAACUCAUUGGAGGCCUUGGAGGAGAGAAAAUCAGAUGGUCUAAGGCAGCAGAUGACCUCCAAAACACCUAUGACAACCUGACAGGAGAUGUUCUAAUCUCUGCUGGUGUCAUUGCCUAUUUGGGAGCCUUCACUGCUGGCUUCAGACAAGACUGCACCAAGUUAUGGACCAAACUCUGCCAAUCUAAGAACAUUCCAUCAUCAGAUGACUUCUCUCUCAGUAAGACCCUAGGAGACCCCAUUAAGAUCAGGGCAUGGAAUAUUGCAGGACUUCCCACUGACUCUUUCUCCAUAGACAAUGGUGUCAUUGUCAGUAAUUCACGUAGAUGGCCUCUGAUGAUCGACCCUCAAGGCCAGGCCAAUAAGUGGGUGAAGAACUUGGAGAAAGACAGCAACCUGAGUGUGAUCAAACUGACAGAUGCAGACUACAUGAGAACUUUGGAGAAUUGUAUCCAAUUUGGAACUCCCCUCCUGCUAGAGAAUGUAGGAGAAGAGCUGGAUCCUUCACUGGAACCACUUCUGCUUAAACAAACGUUCAAACAAGGUGGUAUGGACUGCAUCAGACUGGGGGAGAGUGUGAUUGAAUACUCUGUAGAUUUCCGUUUCUACAUCACCACUAAGCUGCGAAACCCCCACUACCUACCAGAACUAGCCACCAAAGUGUCCCUGCUAAAUUUUAUGAUCACCCCAGAGGGCUUGGAGGACCAGCUGCUUGGGAUUGCAGUUGCCAAAGAGAGGCCAGAACUGGAAGAAGAGAGGAAUGCUCUAAUCCUGCAGUCAGCAGCCAAUAAGAAGCAGCUGAAAGAGAUUGAGGACAAGAUCCUGGAGACACUGCAGUCUUCUGAGGGAAACAUCCUGGAGGAUGAGAGUGCCAUCCAGAUUCUCGACUCUGCUAAGAUCAUGUCUGAUGAGAUCUCCAAGAAACAGCAGGUGGCAGAGAAGACAGAGGUCAAGAUUGCAGAGUCUAGAGAGGGCUACAGAGCCAUCGCCAAACACUCUUCUAUUCUGUUCUUCAGUAUUGCUGAUCUCACUAACAUAGACCCCAUGUACCAGUACUCUCUUAGCUGGUUUGUGAAUCUCUACAUCAACUCUAUACAGGACAGUAAUAAGUCCAAGAUCCUGGGGAAGAGGCUCAGAUACCUGAUCGAUCACUUCACCUAUAACCUGUACUGCAAUGUGUGUCGCUCACUGUUUGAGAAGGACAAACUCCUUUUCUCAUUCCUACUCUGCUGCAAUCUCCUCCUAGCAAAAAAGGAGAUUGAGCAUGCUGAAUUCAUGUUCUUGCUGACUGGAGGAGUGGGCCUGCAGAACACCACCCCAAACCCAGACUCUACCUGGCUACAGGACAAGAGCUGGGAUGAAAUCUGCAGAGCCAGUGAGCUGCCUGGCAUAAAGGGACUUAAAGAGGAUUUCUUUAAGCACCCAGAAGAUUUCAAACCUAUCUAUCAAAGUAAAGAGCCCUACAAGACCUCUCUGCCCAAACCCUGGUGUGAAAGUCUCAGUGACCUGCAAAAGAUGAUCAUCUUCCGCUGUCUAAGGCCUGAUAAAAUGGUGCCUGCUAUCAUUAACUAUGUAACGGACAAACUGGGGAAGAAGUUUGUGGAGCCCCCUCCCUUUGAUCUGAACAAGAGCUACUUGGACUCCAACUCCACCAUCCCACUUGUGUUUGUGUUAUCUCCAGGAGCAGACCCCAUGGCCAGCUUACUGAAGUUUGCCAAUGAUAAGAACAUGGGCAGCGCAAAGUUUCAGUCCAUCUCUCUGGGACAGGGUCAAGGCCCCAUUGCUGCCAAGAUGAUACAGAUGGCGAUGAAGGAGGGCACUUGGGUUUGCUUGCAGAAUUGUCACCUGGCUGUGUCUUGGAUGGCCACCUUGGAGAAGAUUUGUGAGGACUUCAUUCCAGACACCUGCCACCCAGACUUCCGCCUCUGGCUCACUAGCUACCCCUCACCCAAGUUUCCAGUAACCAUCCUGCAGAAUGGAGUGAAGAUGACAAAUGAGCCUCCUACAGGUCUCCGACUCAACCUGCUACAGUCUUUCCUGUCAGAUCCUGUUUCGGACCCCAACUUCUUCAGUAACUGUCCCAAUAAGGAGCUGAUUUGGGAGAAACUUCUGUAUGGAGUUUGCUUCUUCCAUGCACUUGUACAAGAGAGGAAGAAGUUUGGUCCUCUGGGAUGGAACAUUCCAUAUGGUUUCAACGAAUCUGACCUACGAAUCAGUAUCAGACAGCUACAGAUGUUUGUGAAUGAUUAUGAUGAGGUGCCUUUUGAGGCCAUAACCUAUCUGACAGGAGAAUGUAACUAUGGUGGUCGCGUGACAGAUGACUGGGAUAGGCGGCUCCUGAUGACCAUCUUAGUAGAUUUCUACAACAAGGACAUCUUUGAGAAAGCACGCUACAAUUUCUCCCCCAGUGGCAAAUACUAUGCCCCUCCUAAAUUCAUAUAUGAGGAUUAUGUUGAAUUUAUCAAGAAUCUUCCACUCAGCCAGCACCCAGAAGUGUUUGGGAUGCAUGAAAAUGUGGACAUCUCAAAGGAUCUGCAGCAAACCAAGGUGCUGUUUGAUUCACUGCUGCUUACCCAAGGGGGAGGUGGAAAGGGAGGAAGUAGCUCUGGAGGUGACAGCACCGUGUAUGACAUAGCUAAUGACAUCCUUACUAAGCUUCCAGCCAAUUUUAACAUUGAAGCUGCUCUCUCAAAGUUCCCAGUGCUUUAUGAGGAGAGUAUGAACACUGUGCUGGUCCAAGAGAUGGAGCGUUAUAACACGCUCUGUGUUACAAUCCGUGUGAGCCUGCAGAACUUGUUGAAAGCCAUUAAGGGUCUGGUAGUGAUGGAUGCAGAGCUUGAGGCCAUUGCUGGCAGUCUAAUGGUUGGCAAGGUCCCAGAGAAAUGGGCCAAGCGCUCCUACCCUAGCCUUAAGCCUCUUGGUAGCUACAUUACUGACUUCCUCUCCAGACUCAAGUUCUUGAGGGAUUGGUACAAUAACAGCAAACCUUGUGUAUUCUGGCUAUCUGGCUUCUUCUUCACCCAAGCUUUCUUAACUGGCGCCAUGCAGAACUAUGCAAGGAAAUAUCAUUGCCCCAUUGACCUGCUGGGCUUUGAUUUUGAGGUCCUCCCUACUGAAGAAUCAGACACAGCCCCUGAAGAUGGCGUCUAUAUUUAUGGGCUAUUUUUGGAUGGAGCCCGUUGGGACAGAAGAGGGGGAGUUCUUGCUGAGCAGUACCUCAAAGUUCUGUUUGACCCUAUGCCUAUCAUCUGGAUCAAACCCACUCAAAAGAAAGGCAUUGAUCAGCCUCAGAUGCUGUAUGUUUGUCCUCUUUACAAGACCAGUGAGAGGAAAGGCACCCUCUCUACCACAGGACACUCUACCAACUUUGUUAUUUCCAUGACACUGCCCACCAGCAAGUGCCCACAGCACUGGAUCAAGCGGGGGGUGGCCAUGCUCUGUCAGCUUGAUAACUGA